UCUCAAGCUAUGAACAAGACCCAGUCUUCCAAGCAACAGAAUAACACGAAACGCGGUCUCUCUCUCUCUCGUACUUCAAUCAACGCAAAUCAAAACCACACUCACCUUACACGGCCCAAAUCUCCCGCUCCUAGCGACCUCUCCACUAGCACUACUCUGGUCAACCUCCCAGUCAUGGCUCAACGAUCCGCCAGUCCCGUCCAGAUGUCUCCCCGCUCCUCCUUCAGCAGUCUUUCCCGCUCCGACUCUCACUCUCGGAAGCACACCAGAAAGACAAGUAGCGACUACCGCCGCUACAACGGCACCGUGAACCACUACGGUCGUCACUCAAAUGACUGGCUGUUCGGAGGAUUCAGUCUGCGCGAUACCGUUCGUGGUGGCGUCGAGCGUCUCCGUCACCACGGCAGCCACGGAAACGAGGGCUGAGCGUGUGCUGUGCUAUCCUCAUCCCGAUCACGCGACACACAAAGUUCGACAUAUUCAAGAAAAGCUAAUAUUUCCUACAAACACUUGGCAUUGGGCUUUCAUCGACCAGUCGAAUCCAAGUUUCCGGAUGACAAUUGACAAUUGUACAUCUGCCCGCGUCAACACUGUUGAUACCUGACGCGACCAACGAUAGCAGUCCAAUGCACUGCAUGCGGCUCUUUUCCCGCUGUUUGGCCUCACUGGUCAAUAUCCACCACAGUCGCGUAUCCUGCAUAUACGGAUAUUUCCGAGGGCUGACAUGUGUUACAACCAUUUUCGGUCGUCAAAUAUUUCCUUUGUUAAUACGAUUGCAAGAUUAUGUAUCUAGUUGAUGGAUCUCUGUUCAUACAGAUUACGAAUUACGAGUUACUACUAUAUUUCUACAAUCGU
Molecule: messenger RNA, 855 nt
Organism: Aspergillus ruber CBS 135680
Lineage: Eukaryota; Fungi; Ascomycota; Eurotiomycetes; Eurotiales; Aspergillaceae
Exons: 1
Coding region: 10-426 (138 amino acids)
Source: RefSeq, a predicted model, not a curated record